CCUCUCCCUGGGAUAGGAGAAGCUUCUUUCAUUCUAUUCUCGGUCUCUGCAGCUUGGGAAGGACUGAGGGGGUUGCAAAUCCCCAGCGAGUGAAAUGCAGAGGACUAGAAAGACAGCGGCAGAAGGCUCAAGACUCCCUCAAGUUGCUGAAAGGUUCAGAUGCUUUGCUGUGUCACUUGAAAAUAGUGUUGAUGGAUGAGUGUGUUCUGCUGAUAUCUCACAGUUGGAUUGGUCUCUUGAGCUGAUGGAUCUUCAAGGAUUUAGCAAGAGUGUUGAGGCUUCCCUCAAGGGUUGGUGCUGAAAGAGAGAGCAGCAAACAGCACAACAAGAACAGUCCCCCAGGGAGGAAACAUCUGUGACGCAAGAGACAGUGACUGGUGGAUCUCUGCUAAAGCAGGGCAUGGAACCUGAAAUCAAAAUGGAGCAGCAGAAUGUGGCAGGUCCUGACCCAGGGGAGGGAAGGGAAGGGGAGGCUCUUCCAAAAAUGAUCAAGGAAGCUCUCUCUGAGAAAACUGAGCAAAAUGUGAAACAGGAACCAGAUGAAGGGCCAUCAAGGAAUUGGGAUGCCCAGUUGCAGGAGUUCCUCAAUACACUACAGACCACGUAUUCAGAAGGGGGAAACCCACAAGUACCUGAGCUGAGGCAAUGGUGUGGUCCUAAAACAUCUCAAUUACUAUCCCAAAGAAAACUGGAUCCCCAAAAGUGGCCCAGAUCUUUGUGUGCUUCCCAAAUCCAGCCACAACUCAUUGGGGAAGCGCAGGAGGACCAUGAGACCAAUCUGAAUGCCACUCCCAGUGGGAAGGAGAAGGCAAGAACUCCGUCUGGGGAUGGUGCCGAGGUGGAGAGGCAGCGCCGGUGUUUUCGUGAGCUCUGCUAUCAAGAGGCUGAUGGGCCUCACAAGCUUUGCAGGCAGCUCCAGGCGCUUUGCCAUCAGUGGCUGAAGCCAGAGACACACACCAAGGAGCAGAUCCUGGAGCUGGUGACCCUGGAGCAGUUCCUGGCUGUCCUGCCACUGGAGAUGCAGAGCUGGGUGAGGGAACGUAACCCAGGGAGCUGUGCCCAAGCAGUGACAAUGGCGGAGGAAUUCCUUCUGAGGCAGAAAGAGGCCAACAGCUGGGGAACGCAGAUCACAGAAGAAGAGUUUGUCAAUCUCCCCAAGGCAAACCAGUCUCCCCAGAACACGACAAUGAUGCUGCUUUUCACACAGGCUGAACAGGAGGCUGAUGGGAGUGUGAAUAUAUUGAAAGGUGGUGGGUGGCUCAGGAAAAGCGAGGAUCAGAAUCCGUUGCUGGAGAGACCCGAGCAACUGGAGCGGCUGAAGACAUCGCUGAAAACAGCCAUAGAGAAGGAUUUCCUGCAUCAGCAUGAUGCUAAUGAGAACCAACAUGUAGCAGAAAGACAGAAUGGAAACCACAAAGAAAAUGGAAUGGAUCCAUUUGUUCUCCAACAAAGUGUUUGCAAAGAUGCCAAUGAACCCGUCAUCCAGCAGGAUAAGGAGGAGGCAAAAUAUGACAAAUUUGGGGAAAACUUUGUGGGAAGGUCACUCCUUACUAUGCAUGAGAGUGUUGAUGCAGAGGAGAAGCCCUACCAGUGUUGGCACUGUGGGAAAAGCUUUAGUAGCAGCUCGGAUCUUGUGACGCACGAGAGGACCCAUGUGGGUGAGAAACUGUACAAAUGUUCCCACUGCGGCGAAAGCGAGAGAACCCACACAGGACAGAAGCCACAUAAGUGCUCACACUGUGGAAAUACCUUUGGCUGGAACUCUCAAGAGGGGCUCCUUGCAGGAGAGAAGCCUUACACAUGUUCCGAGUGUGGGAAAAGCUGCAGUCAGAGAUCAGACCUCCUUAAACACCAGAGAACCCACACCGGUGAGAAACCUUACAAAUGCUCAGUGUGUGGGAAAAACUUUAGAAACAGCUCAGGCCUCAAAGUACACCAGAGAAUCCACACAGGUGAGAAGCCGUAUAAAUGUUCGCACUGUGGGAAGUGCUUCAGUUGGAGCUCACACUUCAUAUCUCAUGAGAGGAUCCACACAGGGGUGUGCUCCUACUGCGGGAAAAGCUUUGGCCAGAAAUCCGAACUCAUUGAACAUGAGAAGACCCACACAGCAGAUGAGUUGUUUGCGUGUUAUGCCUGUGGGAAAACUUUUGAAGUCAGUUUGGAACUGGUGGCACACGUACGAACCCACAAAGAGAAGCCGUUUGAGUGCUCGGUCUGUGGGAAAACCUUCAGAAACAGUUUGCAGCGCAUCGCUCAUCAAAAGGUCCACACAGGAGAGAAACAGCAUAAAUGUUCCCACUGUGGGAAAAGCUUUAGCCAGAGACAGAGCCUUAUUAUUCAUGAGAGAAUCCAUACAGGAGAGAAGCCACACAAGUGCUUAGUCUGUGGGAAAAAUUUCCGAAAUGUCCCGAAUCUUAAAUCGCAUGAGAGAACCCACACAGGAGAAAAACCAUACAAAUGCUCCCACUGCGACAAAUGCUUCCGGUGGAGUUCCCACCUUGUAUUGCAUGAGAGAAUUCACACGGGAGAGAAGCCCUACAGAUGCGCAGACUGCGGGAGAACCUUUGAUAGGAGGUCGAACCUUCUUGUCCAUGUGAGAAUCCACACAGGGCAGAGGCCAUACAUCUGUUCAGACUGUGGGAAAAGUUUCACCUCAAGCUCUGUUCUCCUUCGGCAUCAGAAAAUUCACCUGGGAGAGGAUGUUUGUAGGUGCUCUGAAUGUGGGAAAACAUUCAGGCAGCGGUCAGACCAGGCAGAGAAGGCGUCAAAAUGUUCGGAGUGCGUCAGAAGCAAUUACUUCAGCUCGGAUCUUGUCAAACGCACACGGACUUGUGUGGAUGAAAAGCCAUUCAAAUGUUUGGUCUGUGGAAAAACUUUUGGGAACAGUUCACACCUCCUUACUCAUCAGAGCGUCCACACAGGAGUUCAACCGUAUCAGUGUUCAGACUGUGGGCGAAACAUCGUCAGGCGUCCCAAUCUCUUAGCGCCCAUAAGUGACCAGGCAGGGCAGAAACCCUAUAAAUGUUCCAGCUGCAAGGAAAGUUUCAGCUAGAGAUCAGUUCUCACGAGAACUUGGAAAAAAAUUGAUAUUGAAUCUGCUUCUUUUCACAUCCCUUACCUUUUCCUUUUUUCCUGGACCUUUAAAAACGAAAUAUACCUUGUGUUUACCGUGCUCUUGUUGGGGGCCAUAGAAGCUGGUGGCUUUAAAUAAAUAAUACUCCAUUAGGAGAGAAACCAGGUUUGUGGAUAGCAUAUAUGCUCUGCAGACUAUGGAAACACUUUCCUCCAAGGGAUGACCUUAAAGAAUUAGUUUUGUUUUUAUUGGCAAUCACAAGGAUUCAAAUUGGUGGGAAACCUAUGGCCCUUUAAAUGUGAUUGGACUACAGUUCCCAUCAACCCCAGCCAGGAUGGCCACAGUGAGGCAGUUGUAGUCCAGCAAGUUCUGGAAAGGCACAGAUUCCCCGUCCGCACUAUUAACAAAGGCAAAGCCUCCCCACUUAAUCACAUGGGUUUUUCUAGAACUGGGAUGUUAUUGCUAUGGGGAAAAUAUUCCUUCAUAUCCCAGAUACAGCAACCAUGGCAGAUUCUAUUAAGAACUGGACUUUGCAAAUUCAUAUAUUCUAUUACAUUUUUAUAUAUUUUAGGAUCCAUUAGUGUACCAUUUCACUUAGAGGUUUCUGGAAGCCUUCUCCAGUACUCUUUCCUAAGGCCUAGGAACUUGCUCCUUGAAACAAGAAGACGAAAAAAAAGAGCAAAGCUGUGAUUGUCAGAAGAAUUUUUUAUUGAUAACCAUCAUCAUGUGAGUUGUCUGAACUUGUACAAAAUGGCAGUGUUCAGACACACCUGUUCUUCGAUCCUCUAUCUCUUUUUCAUCAGUUGCCAUAAGCAUUGUUGGGCUGAUUUUGCCAUCAAGCAUGGAUGUGAUUUACGCUAUAUCGUUACUAUGUGAAACAGAAUGAUUAAAAAGCAGACAUGUGGUUUAUGAGAUAUAAAAGGCUAGCUCCAGAAAAAGCUUUUGCUCUCACAAGGACAACUGUUAGGAUGGUAGAAGCCAAAGUUGCUUGUGGGGGUAAUUCUUUUAUGCAACUGUUUAUCAAUUCUCUUCCCCCCCCAUCCCUGGUAAAGAGGCUGGCACUCAAAGACCCUAGUGUUUGAAGUGCAUUGGGAUGCAUAUCCAGGCACCCAAAAUGUUGCCAUGGGGAGUGCGCCUGUCUGGUGUCCCAUCCAGCCACACCCCCUUUUCCAGGAUACUCUAUUACAUCUCUUCCCACUCCCAGUUUUCCAUUUUUCACCUGCAACGGAGUAUCUUGCAACCAGUGACCUUUCCGUGCUGCUUUUGGGGUUCCCCCACCCCAAUGUUUUUGCCUGCUUCCCCUGAACUUGCCAACAUGCCCCUCUUUUGCAAAGAUGGUAUUGUUUUGGCUACGUAAGGAUUUGCACUUGGAGAGUGAGCUCCCUAUUGGUGUAUAGAAUUUGAAUAAACUUGCCUUUUGCACCUGUUGCAUUUUGUCUCCCUUUUCCUACUUUUUGGUGCUGCACUUUGUGUUUUGUCCAGCAGAAGGCGGGAGGGUUCUCUUAAACCAGCACCUGCCUUGUCUUAACCACAGAAAGGAACAAGGCAGUUGAAGCAGCCACUGCAAUUUCCUUCCUUUAGGCUUGAUUACUUUCCUUUGAAACUGUUUCCCCUGCAAUCUUUCCUUGUUGUGAAUGGGAGGGUCCCUGCAGCUGUUUAGAGAAGGGCUAUAACUCAGUGGUAUUACAUCUGUUUUGCAUGUAGAAGGUCCCUGCUUCAA
Zootoca vivipara (common lizard) is the source of this 4793-nucleotide messenger RNA. Lineage: Eukaryota; Metazoa; Chordata; Lepidosauria; Squamata; Lacertidae. The record is from RefSeq and is a predicted model, not a curated record.